AUGUCGCUUCCCCGAACCCUCCGCACCGGCUUCCAGACGAUGCGACAGCAAGCGCACACCCGCUCGUUCUCUUGGACGCCGCGCACAUCCAAAAUCUACCCCUCGACCGACCUCUCGACCAUCACGGCGCGGCUCUCGCCCGCCGCCGACGCGGCAGAGCAUGGUCGACCGCUCCUCGUCGACUUCUACGCCACCUGGUGCCAGCCCUGCAAGCUCCUCUCGCCCACCCUCACCAAGCUCACCGAAGGCGACGACAAGCCCGUCGAUCUCAUCAAGAUCGAUGUCGACGAGCACCAGCAGCUCGCGCAGCAGUUCAAGGUCUCGGCUAUGCCCACCGUGCUCCUCAUGAAGGAGGGAAAGGUCGUCGACGGCUUCGUCGGUCUGCUACCCGAGCGCAAGGUGGCCGAGUUCCUCGCAAAGCACCAGUAG
This is a messenger RNA of Pseudozyma flocculosa PF-1, 429 nucleotides long. RefSeq lists its product as uncharacterized. NCBI's taxonomy places the organism in Eukaryota, Fungi, Basidiomycota, Ustilaginomycetes, Ustilaginales, Ustilaginaceae. The record is from RefSeq and is a predicted model, not a curated record. Gene Ontology annotation, cellular component: cytoplasm. Gene Ontology annotation, molecular function: oxidoreductase activity, acting on a sulfur group of donors, disulfide as acceptor; protein-disulfide reductase activity. Bases 1 to 429 code for a protein of 142 amino acids. The transcript is spliced from 2 exons.